AUGCACAGCAAUCUCGCGUUGGCACUGCUUGCCUCCCUCUUGGGAGUGCUGCCAACAGCCAGCGCAAAUCUGUAUACUAAGAACUCUCCUGUUUUGCAGGUCGAUCACAAGACCUACGAUUCGCUGAUUGCCAAAUCAAACUAUACUUCUAUUGUAGAAUUCUAUGCCCCAUGGUGCGGUCACUGCCAGAAUCUGAAGCCGGCGUAUGAGAAGGUAGCCAAAAACCUGGAGGGCCUGGCCAAAGUAGCCGCCGUCAACUGCGACGAUGACGCAAACAAACCGUUCUGCGGGCAGAUGGGCAUCCAAGGGUUCCCGACGCUGAAGAUCGUAACCCCUUCCAAGAAGCCCGGCAAGCCGCGGGUGGAAGACUACCAAGGCCCGAGGAGCGCAAAAGCUAUAGUGGAUGCGGUGGUGGAACGGAUUCCGAACCACGUCAAGAGGCUCACGGACAAGGACUUCCAGGCCUGGCUAUCCGAGGAUGACAAGCCCAAGGCCAUCCUGUUUACAGAGAAGGGGACUACCAGUGCUCUUCUGCGAUCUCUGGCGAUCGAUUUCCUGGGAGGGAUCAAGUUCGCUCAGAUCCGCAACAAGGAAUCCGGCGCGGUGGAGAAGUUCGGGAUCACCUCGUUCCCAACGCUGAUUCUCCUUCCUGGCGGUGAGGCGGAGCCGGUCGUCUAUGAGGGGGAACUGAAGAAGAAGCCCAUGGUGGAGUUUCUCAGUCAGGCUGCGCAACCCAACCCCGAUCCGGCUCCUGCCUCUACGUCUAAGGCAUCUAAGAAGUCCUCCACUAGCUCGACCUCGUCUGUCGUUCGCGGGAACGCCAAGCCAACCCAGUCAACGGAGCCCAUCGUUGACGUCCCUGAGGAUGAGAAGCCGGCUCAGGUGCCAGUCAAGGCACCUGAGCUCGACCAGCUCCCUACCUAUGAAGCUCUCGAAUCAACCUGCCUGACCUCCAAGUCCGGCACCUGCGUCCUGGUGCUUCUUCCUGCGACCGAGUCACCCGACGCUGACCUCCCAGGCCCGGCGAAGGAAGCUCUGGCCAGCUCGUCGGAACUCGCACACAAGCUCUCGCAGCACCGCCUUCCUUUCUACAGCGUCCCUGCGAUCAACACGGGAUCCAAGACCUUACGGAACCAGCUUGGUCUUUCCGAGGAGACGGCAGUGGAGAUCAUCGCGCUAAACGGACGACGAGGCUGGUGGCGGCGAGUUGCUAAGAUCGAGGCCUGGGUCGACGCGAUCAGGCUAGGCGAAGGUCAUAAGAACAAGUUGCCUGAGGGUGUCAUCGUCGAAGAGAAGGACGAGGCGGAGAAGCAAGAGGAGGAAAAGCAAGAGGAGGAGAAGCAGGAGGAGGAGAAGCAGGAGGAGGAGGAGAAGAAGAAGGAAGAGGUUGAGCACGACGAGUUGUGA
Rasamsonia emersonii CBS 393.64 is the source of this 1407-nucleotide messenger RNA. RefSeq names its product Disulfide isomerase. Gene Ontology annotation, cellular component: endoplasmic reticulum lumen. Gene Ontology annotation, biological process: response to endoplasmic reticulum stress. Gene Ontology annotation, molecular function: protein disulfide isomerase activity; protein-disulfide reductase activity. NCBI's taxonomy places the organism in Eukaryota, Fungi, Ascomycota, Eurotiomycetes, Eurotiales, Trichocomaceae. The transcript has 4 exons. The record is from RefSeq and is a predicted model, not a curated record. Bases 1 to 1407 code for a protein of 468 amino acids.